AUGGCCUCUACGUCGAAAAGAGUUCCCAUACCUAAGAAUGGCGUGGAUUACCGGGGCAAGGUCGUACUCGCACCUAUGGUUCGCUCUGGCGAACUGCCCUCUCGUUUGCUCGCCCUCAAAUACGGCGCAGACUUGGUCUGGGGCCCCGAGACUGUCGAUAGGUCUAUGAUAGGAACGACCAAACGCUUCAACCCAACAACGUCUACUAUCGAUUUCACUCGCUUGCCUUCCAAUUCCUCGAGACUCCAACCUUCAGUCCAAAAAGAGAGUUUGAUCUACAGACUACAUCCUACACGAGAACAUGGGAAAUUGAUAUUCCAGAUUGGGACCGCUUCGCCCGAAACGGCUGUUGAAGCUGCAAAGCUUGUUGCCGAAGACGUGGCCGGAAUAGACGUCAAUGCAGGGUGCCCGAAGCCGUUUUCCACCUCAGGCGGUAUGGGAGCUGCGCUGUUGCAAACACCGGACUUGCUAGCUUCCAUCCUAGCAGCAUUGGUGAAGGAGGUAGGCGAGGUGUAUGAAAUUGGAAUUAGCGUGAAGAUUCGCCUUUUGGAGACAGUAGAGAAAACAGAAGCACUCGUAAGGAAGCUGUGCAAGACUGGUAUCACAGGACUAACGGUACACUGCCGUACUACGCCCAUGAGGCCGAGGGAAAGAGCUAUACGGGAACAGCUACGAAUGAUCGCGGAAAUUUGUCGAGAGGAAGGCGUGGCCUGCUUGAUGAACGGGGACGUCACAGACAAAGACGAGGCGUUGCAGUUGGCGCAAGACUAUGGUGUUGAUGGUGGCAUGAUAGCAACCGCCGCAGAGGCAAACUCAAGCUGUUUCAGGACGAAAGAAGAAGGCGGGCUAUUGCCAUGGAGGGAGGUGGUGACGGAAUACAUGAAGACAGCGUUGGAGGUCGAGAACAAAUGGGGGAACACCAAGUUCUUGCUUAGCCAAUUGAUGCCUGGGAAAGCCGAAUUAUGCAGGAAGGCUGCUGCUUGCAUGAGUUACCGACAAGUCUGCGAGGUCUUGGAGCUGCGUGACAUGGUUGAUCUGGCAAAGGAUGUAGACGAGAGACUUGGCAUAAACGAGCAGAAGGAGACCAAGGCUAUGAAGAAGGCAAAGCAUCAAAAUAAAAGCGCACAAGCUGCCGUGGGGAACAUGGGAAAGCAGAGAUCUAUUGACAAAGAGAGCAGAAGCCCAUUGUCAGAGCGAGGUGUGGGUGCGAUGGCGGCAAUGCCCGCGAUGGCGGUCUGA
Molecule: messenger RNA, 1239 nt
Organism: Letharia columbiana
Lineage: Eukaryota; Fungi; Ascomycota; Lecanoromycetes; Lecanorales; Parmeliaceae
Exons: 1
Coding region: 1-1239 (412 amino acids)
Biological process (GO): tRNA dihydrouridine synthesis
Cellular component (GO): cytoplasm
Molecular function (GO): flavin adenine dinucleotide binding; tRNA dihydrouridine synthase activity
Source: RefSeq, a predicted model, not a curated record